Messenger RNA from Plodia interpunctella (Indianmeal moth), 1573 nucleotides. Its product is annotated as pupal cuticle protein 36-like. The transcript has 3 exons. Gene Ontology annotation, cellular component: chitin-based extracellular matrix. Gene Ontology annotation, molecular function: structural constituent of chitin-based larval cuticle. The coding region runs from base 96 to 1058 and encodes 320 amino acids. The record is from RefSeq and is a predicted model, not a curated record. Lineage: Eukaryota; Metazoa; Arthropoda; Insecta; Lepidoptera; Pyralidae.
CCAACACUGGUAUAUAUACUAGAGAUGAGCUCUGACACAUCACAGUUCACCUCCAUAUACUCUUGAAGUAACACGCUUCUUAAUAAAUUACAACAAUGAAACUGUUUGUGGUAGCAGCGAUCCUCGGCGCCUGCGUGGCGGACCGACUUGACAACAAAUACCUGCCUCCCAGAGGCAAUGAUGGUGCAGGCUACAGCGGCAGUGGUUUCGGAGGCGCGCCUUCUGCUGGAAGCUUUGGAUCCGGUGGAUUUGGAGCUAGAGGCUCUGGAUUCAACCAGGGAGGCUUCGGGCAAAGCCAGGCUGGCUUCGGCCAAGGAGGUUUCCAAGCCCAGCAUUCAGGAAACGCUUACAAUGCCCCUAACAGCCGACCACAAGACGCUGGCGCACAAAUCUUGAGGCUAAACAGUGACGUCACAGCUGAUGGUUUCUCCUACGACUUCGAGACGUCCAAUGGUAUCCGCGCUGACGCGUCAGGAGUGGCUACUAACGGAGUUCAGUCCCAUGGAAGCUUCGGAUACAAGGGAGAUGAUGGCCAGGACUACAGUAUCACGUAUACCGCUGAUGAGAAUGGUUACCAGCCUCAGGGUGCCCAUUUACCCACCCCCCCUCCGAUCCCAGAGGAAAUCCUGAGAUCCCUGGAACAGAAUGCUCGCGAUGAAGCUGCUGGCAUCUCUGAUGAUGGAUCUUACCGCGGUGAAGGCGCCGGCGCCGGUGGUUAUUCUGGUUCUUCUGCUGGUGGAUACUCUGGCUCAGCAGCUGGAUCAGCAGGCUAUUCCCGUGGCCCAUCUGGAUCUGGAUCUUUCGGCUCUGGCUCCGGUUUCGGUGGCCAAGGAUCCGGUUUUGGUGGCCAAGGAUCCGGUUUCGGCGGACAAGGAUCCGGUUUCGGCGGUCAAGGAUCCGGUUUCGGAGGAUCGUCUGGUUUUGGUUCUAAAGCUGGAUUCGGUGGUUCCAACGCUGGUUUCAAUAAUGCUGCCUCUCGCCAAUAUCUGGCCCCCAAUGCUGGGCCCAGGCCUUCAGGCACUGGCAACUUCAACGCCCAAUCCGGAUACAAGUAUUAAAGCAUUGAUUAUUGUCGGAGGGAUUUCAAAUUUAACCACUGAAUCAAUUUUAUAAUAGUCAACACUAGUUAUUGAUUUUUUUGGUUUGUGUUCAUUACUUUUUAUUUUACUAAUCAAAGUUUUUUCUUUUGCCAUUUAGAUAUUUUAUAAAUUAUUGUUCAAUUUAUUCUUCCUGUGUUCUUUUCCUCCUUAUUUCUUCGAUGUGAUAAUAACGAUACUCUGCUUUUGUACUGAUUACUGAUAACUAUGUAUAAAUAAUGUUGUUACUUAUGUUAUUACGUAUGUAUUGCCAUCACUUUGAAGCGUUCUAUUUCUUAGUAAUUAUGAUCUCAAUGUCACUUUUCUUACUUCUGUAAAUUUUCAUUUUAUCAUUAAAAUUGUGAUAAGUUACUCAAUGCAACGCGAACGGACAGUAAUAAUGUAAGGAAAAAUAUAAAAAAAUAUUCUGUACAAUAACUUAGCGUUAAGUUUUGUAAAUAUAUGAAACGUUUAUGAAUAUACGAUGUAAAGCAAUA